AUGAGUACACAACUCGCGAAGUGUAUGUCUCCUUUUGGUAAAGUUCGGGAGAUCACCGUUCAUGAAACAUAUGUGUUUUCUGACGGUUCUGGCUAUGUAGUCCUCGCCAAUACCCCUACCGACGAUGUGCCAUCGGAUUCUCUGAUGUACCAAAUUGCAUACGGUAAUACGCAAAAGAUUCUUGGUAAGUGGCCUUCUGUGGCCUCCCACUGCACUUACUGUAAGGAAAUGGGGCACAAAGUCGCAAAAUGCACCAAACGCCCAGCCGAAACCCGAAGGUGUUUUGGAUGCAACAAUACUGGCCACCUGCAAGCCAAUUGUCCGUACAAUACUGAUCCUUCCAAGACAUCCAAAACGUUCAACAAGCACUCCCGCCACCCCAACCACAAUUCGAAGCUUGAUUGCCCCAUCAUCGCGGUUAAGCUUUUGAUUCCCACUGAGCUCUCACUUAUCUACGAAGGAUCCGAGGCUUUUAAGCACAAUCCUUGUCAACCUGCUUUGCGUGAGUUGGCUGAGCUGCCUCCCACAACGACCCCCUUUGCACUACGGACACCAACUGAGACGCCCACGUCCUCCGGCCCUCGUCCUCAAAGCUGUUCUGUUGACAAUCCCACGCAUGGCUGGGACGAAGAGAUAGACGCCGAAAUAAUAACUAGCUUCAUGGAUAGAGAUGAGGUUCGGGCUCUCAGACUCCAGACUGCCUCUCGCCACCCUCAUCUUCGUUUUUCCCGGCCGACACGUCCAACAGGCCGCAAUACAUCUCUCUCCUCUUCGCUUCACUCGCCCACAAACCACAAUUGCCCUCGCACUAUGAACUGUAGAGGUCUACCCAAAGUCGAACACCCUGAAUCACGCUCCUUUUUUAUAUGCCAUUUACGCUCGGAGGGAAUCGAUAUUUUAGCCCUGCAAGAGACCCAUGCCUCAUCAUCUAUGCUUCAAUCUACCUUUGACCAACAACUUCGGUACUCUUCAUCAUUAUGGUCUCCACACUGCGGUGUUGUAUGCCUUUCCCCUCACAUUAUCUUCACUGACCCUCUAUUUAGCCCAUGUGGCAGGUGUAUCACGACAACUAUCACGCAUGUGGAUAAUACUUUUUCUCCCUUUAGGAUAGGCAUCAUCCAUGCUCCAGCUUCUCAAACUCCACUUUAUCGUUUUCUUACCUCUUUACUGUCCAUUCCUGACCUCAUCCCUCCCAAUCCUUCAAGUUUUAUUCUAUUGGGCGAUUUUAACCAUCACUCGCAGCCUACGUCCCACCGCGCCCUGUCUUCCACCACCAUUGACUACAUCCUUGCGUCCUCAGACCUUCACCCUCGCACUACAGACCCACAAGUGAGUUAUAUUCAUCAGAAAUGGUCUGACCAUUGCCUGGUUACCGUCAGUUUGUCCCUCCCUUCCACCAAGUCUUCUGGUAAGGGACUCUGGCGUGCUAACCCUCGCCUAACACAAUCGCUUUCGUUCCAUUCGAUUAAGCUCGAGGUCAUUCGUUUCAUUAAAUGUUUCUCUCGCCACCUUCGGUCCUCUCUGAACGACCUGGAAGCACGCCUACAAAAACGACGAGACCGACUUAUCCACCGUUUCCGCCACCAGCCUGCCCAGAACUUCCAACUCCCGAUUGUGGAACGAUUCUCGCAGCAAGUUCAACUUGAACGCGUCGAGAUUAUGGCUCUCAGGGCCGGGAAACACUGGCGGGAAAAGGGUGAGACUUCUGCAGGAUACCUCAAACGCACUAUCGCUAUUCGCCAAUCUCGCAAAGUCGUCGCUAGCGUCUACCACUCUGUUACAAACGACAUUUGCACCACACCCGACACCAUGACUGAGGCGGCGGCAGUCUUCUAUGAAGCCUUGUACACUCCUGAUACUAUAGACAACUCUGCUGUGGAUGAUCUGCUUUCUCAUUUGCCUUCAGAUUUCCACUUGCCUGAACUUGCACAUGACUAUAUGACUCGCCCAUUCACUCUCGCCACAAUUCGGUCAGGCGCUGCCCGUUCUCCCAGCUCUAGUAGCCUGGGCCCAGAUGGUUUGCCGUAUGAGAUUCUCUGCCUCAUUCUCGCCCAUCCCGUGUGUCCCUCUCGGAAUCGUUACUCCCUAACUGGAAUACUUUCCUUCGUGCAUAUGAUGUUACUGAUUGGCAUGAUACAAUGUGCUCUCCAACUUCGCUGGCUGAAGCCCCUUAUCCGUAAUCCUCUAUUGCCUCACGGUCUUUUUCCCCGAUGGUUCUCCACUCUCCUUCGCUCCGACGUCCCUACCAUUGAUCCUCUUCUUCACCUACUCUUUCCGGACUGUCGUCCUCGCAACCAUCGAUCCCUUGAUUCCCCGCUGCACCUGGUUCUGAAGGCUAUGGAUACUCUCCGCCGAAACUUUGACAGAGUGGUGCUCAACCUUUCCAUUUGUCUCAUCCUGCCUUUUUAUUCUAUGCUAUCCAGUCUGCCCUCUCACCCUCCGUAUCGACCUGCUUGGCGUGAUUUGCGAAUCCACUAUCUAUACAAAAUCGAGUCCAAUUUGGAUAUACUCACACCCAUCGUUCCCUCUCGUCCUCUACACCGUUCUGUCACACUUUACCGCAUCCUCAACAGACUUUGCGAUCAUACAAUGGUCCUGCAUCCCAUUCUCUUUCGAGCAUGCAUUCCUUCUUUUGUACUGGAAUUCCACCAGUCAGACCUUCCUAUUCGCGACGGGUCGUCCAUUGAUCUUCAGGCACUUAUGUCAGCUCAACUUCCCGGUCAGACCUGGUCCCGGCUCACAACCCGCUCUUACCGCUCUGCCUGUUCCCAUCAACUUUCUGAUGCUCGCCUCAUCCACCCUCCUCUUGUCCCACGACAACUUCGCUCCUUGUGGUCUUUUUCCCUCCAUCUCCGGGCUCGGAAUGUCUGGUUUCGUGGAUUGCACAAUAAGCUCUCGCGCCGAGCACUUCUGUACCACAUCAUUCCCUCCACCGUCUCUUCUCUUCUCUUCUCUCCACUAUUUUCCAGGGGUCCUCGAGACGCAAGAACAUUUUCUUCUUGGUUGUCCGUUAAAAUCCGCUGUGUGGACAGGCAUUUGGUUGGAAUUCUUUGA
Molecule: messenger RNA, 3054 nt
Organism: Phycomyces blakesleeanus NRRL 1555(-)
Lineage: Eukaryota; Fungi; Mucoromycota; Mucoromycetes; Mucorales; Phycomycetaceae
Product: CCHC-type zinc finger transcription factor
Exons: 5
Coding region: 1-3054 (1017 amino acids)
Molecular function (GO): nucleic acid binding; catalytic activity; zinc ion binding
Source: RefSeq, a predicted model, not a curated record